UAUAUCUAUGAAUGCACCGAUCGCUGUCGUGCUCAUGGAUGUAUUAAGAGAACACUCUCGUGAUGCUACCGUUGUUGCGCUUUAAUGUAACUUUAAACAUCUUAAAUGUCGAACCCCGGUUCGCUUAACGUCAAGAAACUCUGUCAUUUACCAAAACUGGCGACGUGAUCAGAAAAGACUGCUCAAAUUCAAGCUUGGCCCAGGUGUAUGUGGAGCUGGAUGAUGGGUUUCUGGCAGCCGGUAACCAACCUUAGAGAUUAUGUAUCCCAAAAUCCUCCAGGGGUUACAUUCUUCCUGUGUCUGUUGACUUUGGCUAUCUCAUUUAUCUGCCUCAGCUCUUAUAGCUACACUCACACUCUGCCUAACCCUGACACAGCAAAGGACUGGAACCAUCUGCUGGCCUCCUUAUCUAAGUUCCAGCUGUGUGUGAAAGCCAAUGCAAGUACAUCUGAGCUUGUCUCACCAGUCCCCUCUCCUCUGAUAGAUAGAAACAUUUCAGUUGACUCUACAAAGACUCCUUCUCUCACCAUAUUGCAUCUCAAGGUUCCUCUGGCUGUGACUACCCACUCAAACAGUGGCUCUCUAAAAUACCUUGGUUUGCAGACUGCCUUGAGAGCCAGUCAAUUACAUCUUGGAGGCAAUGAAAUUGUUAAUGUGACUCUAGAGGUUUUGUCUGGAAAUGAUACCUACACCUGCCUCACCAUUAAUGCCCAAACACACCUCCUGCCCAUGAGCCUACUUCCGCCAGAGUGCCCUGCAUCUGAGAACAACAUUUCACCCAUCCAUGUGGAAGCGAGCAACCAGCUGCCUACAGCAUCACAAACCUGCUACAGUCUACGCUCCAAGAACGAUCCUACACUCACAGUCAUGUUAACACCGGUGGAGCAGAGCGUGGCGGUGCGACAUCUGUUGGAAGUCAGUGUGUGUCUGCUAGGAGUUUGUUUGUUACUCUGUGUAGCUGCUAGUCUGACACAUCCAACCCUACGCCGCUACCAUUGGAAUGGACUGGAUCUACAAAAUGAGCCCUUGAUAGACCCCUGAACAUUUUUCAUCUGCUGCAUCCUCAACAAAUCAGUUGGUGUUGGAGAGAGAAGAGCGAUAUGUGUCACUACUUUUUAAAGGGGUAUCCCACCAAUUUGACAAAAGAAAUCGUUUUUCAUGUCUUCUUUUGGCAAGACCUCCAGGCUCCCAUAUUUUUGGAUUAAUCAAUAAUAGUUAAGUUGUGAAUAAACUUUAAUUUAUCAAAUGUCUGUAGCGGAGCGCUUCCUGGACUCAAAAAGUUAGCUUGAGGUGCUCUUUGGAUGGGAUAAUCAUAAUGUGGAAACUCCAAGGCACUCUCUUUUAGAAAAAUACUAAGCCUUUAUUUAUGGCUUUGUCAUCAUAAAUCUUAAAGUACUCCGACGCAUUUCGGCAUACAAGCCUUCGUCAGGGAGUCAAACUUUAAUUUACUUCUAACUAAAAAAAUAAAAUGUCAUAGGGAGUUCUGAAUAGUUUAUGAAAACUGUUGUAUAACGUCUUCAGUAGCACUGGAGGGAGCUUGUUAAAGAAAUUAACCCUGGUAGUUAUCUUUGCUUGGGAUUGGAGACAAGAUAUUAUGUAGCAUCCAGCGAAGUGAAGAUAUUUAAUCUUCUGCUGCAUCAAUUCUGAACAUUUUUAAUCCGCCUCUUCCAAGUUUCCCAACUUCAUGAAAGUACAAUACUUAACCAGUGGAGCAUGCUUGUAAUAGGGGACUGAAGUAUUAUAUGAUAUCCAAGUGAGUAACUGGGUUGUGAUAGAGAAGAGUAUAUUUGUUAUGGGAACAACUUUUUAGCUGGUAAUGCCUACACUGAUGACUGGUAAUACAUUCACUGUACAGUCUCUUAUAUGCAGUGCAUGCCAUGUUUACUUCAUUUCCCAGAAUGACUCUCAAUGACUUGUGGAAAAUGGACAAUAAUGUGUUGCAUUCACCAGAGUGAGAUCAAAAAGCUAAAUCUAAUAUUUUUUUAAAUUGGGAAAGUAGUUUUUGUAAUAAUGUAUUCCUAUCAGCAGAUGUUUUUUUCUUUGUAAAUGUUACUGGACCAAAGUUCUUUGGGUAUUCUAGGCUAGUUUGUCUGUUUUAAACUCAAAUGUACAUAUCUGACACUGAAAGCUCAUUGCAUCCAGAUGCCAGAUCUACAGUUCCACAAGUAUUCUUGCAUCUGCCUUCAUUGUGUUCUAUCUAUAGACAAAAACAAAAAAAAACUGGACGUAGCAGCAGUUACAUCCCCCAUUGGUUUGUGGAGUACCGUUUUAGCAAAGAGGUUAUAAUAGUAAGAGGCAACCUCUUAUUAUUGUAACACUUGGUUUUAGCCUGGAGUUGGGCUUUUGGCUGUUGCUAUCUUGGUCUUUUGAAACUGGACGUGACCAUAUUUGGCCAAGAGGAUCGAGCUGGGGAGGAUGAUACAGCUAGGCCAGUGUCUUUUGGCAGCGUUUUAAGGCACUUCCGCAUUGGCUACAGUUAUUUAGACCCGGAAGCUACGUCCAGUAUUUAGUAUUUUUUUACAGUCUACGGUUAUAUUUCUUGCAGAGUAGUAGAAACUUUAAAAAGGGAAUGUUGAAGAAACACCCAAAGGUCUCCUUCUAACGUCUAUUGUUAAAAUGAGAAAAAGAAAAGGGAUGUAACAUCUGCUGCUAUGAUAAAGAUGUUUGUAAUAGUUUAAUAACGAGUUAACAGGACACUAAACACAAAGUGUGUGCAUCAAAAUUAUCAGUGUUAAGAACUGCCGUCUUUCAGACUCUGAGUAAAUGAGUUUCCAGGAGCUCAGAAACCGAUGACUGCGGUCAAGAAGGCAUCCUGUUUUCAAACACUGUUUUCCUAGUUUUAGAAAGAAUGAAACAUUAAUAGUGAAAAAUAUAAAUACUAGGUUUCCAAUGUGAA
Molecule: messenger RNA, 2896 nt
Organism: Perca fluviatilis (European perch)
Lineage: Eukaryota; Metazoa; Chordata; Actinopteri; Perciformes; Percidae
Exons: 7
Coding region: 208-1041 (277 amino acids)
Source: RefSeq, a predicted model, not a curated record